ACUUUUUAUUCUUAUAAUGAAUAUAAGUUAAAAAUCCGUGCUAUUGAAGACAGAUUAAAAGAAUUAAAUCCUGAGAAUUAUAAAAAUUCAAUUGAGGAAGAGUUGGAGGAAAAAUUAAAAAGCAAUGGGCUUAGCAAAGAAAUUCUUAGCCAGGAAGCUAAAGAAAAAUUUCAAGAGGCAGUAGAAAGUGGUGAUGUAGAAAAAAAGUUAGAAGUUGUAGAAAUUAUUAUUGAAAAAGGAGUUGAGAAAAAACUAAAUGAAAUAAUAUUAACUAGCAAAAGUAAUUUAACUAGAACUCAGAAAGAAGAAUUACUUAACAAAAUAUUAAAAAUUAUUUCUGGGAAUGCUUACCAAAAGAAAGUUUAUCAAAAACAUAAUAAAAAAGUAGACAAGUUAGUAUCCGAACUACAAAGAGAAAUAGCAGAAGAACAAAAAAACUCUGAAUUUUCUUGA
This is a messenger RNA of Entrophospora candida, 453 nucleotides long. Lineage: Eukaryota; Fungi; Glomeromycota; Glomeromycetes; Entrophosporales; Entrophosporaceae. The record is from the annotation of a GenBank genome assembly.